CAAUUGGCAAUCAAAAAACAAUUGCUAUUGGGAACUGUUCGGAAAGCAAACCAUUGGAAUUUUAUUUUUUCAUUAUUUGCGACGGACAGCGCUACAAAACAGACGAAACGAGAAUAAUGUAGCUUCUUAGUGGAAAAUGGCGAAAAAUUUAAAUUUUGAUACCGAACACAUUCCUAGGGCAACCGGUUCACCGCCCACAACAUCAAAUUCCAACACUAGCAACACACAACAGCUGCAACAAAAGACACCAACAACCGGCACGCGCAUCACCAACUAUAGCACAGCCUGUGCCGGCUGCUUGAAUGCCUUGAAUUUGAGUCGCGAGGAGUUCGUCAUUGCGUUGGGUCAAGAAUGGCAUAGCGAUUGUUUCCGCUGCUCCGUGUGUGAUGCACAUUUGCACAAUUGGUAUUUCGAGAAGGACGGUUUACUCUUCUGUCGUGACGAUUACUAUCAACGCUUUGGUGAAUGCUGUCAACAAUGCAGCGCCAUCAUAACGGGACCAGUAAUGGUAGCUGGCGAUCAUAAAUUUCAUCCAGAAUGUUUUUGUUGCAGCGCGUGUGCUGUAUUCAUUGGUGAGGGUGAAGCGUACGCUCUGGUGGAACGUUCCAAACUCUACUGUGGCAAUUGCUACAAACAACAAGAAACACACACAGUUGCGGCUGAUUUAGAUGCGUUCAGCGCCAGUGUAACCAUUGAUGGUGGCAGCAGCAACAACAAGCAAACGAAAACAAUUAGUGGUAGUGCGAAACCCAUACAUUCCAUACGUCUCGUAGAGAUACCAAAAGAUGCCGCACCGGGUCUACGUCUGUCUGUCGAUAAUGUGAGUGUGCAACGUCACUAUUUGGAUGGCGGUAGUGGUAGUGGCAGCGGCGGUGCAUUUCGUGCCACUUCGCCAACACACGCAAAGCGCUUAGACGGUCCACUCGAAGUUUGUCCGGCCGUGCGCAUAUCUGACAGAUACAUUUGUAGAAUAUAUGGUCGCCUGGGGAAAUAUGUUUUCUCCUUUAUAACAUCGGUUAUCGAUCAGUGUUGUGGUAGCGAUUAUAGAAUCGACGUUAAUUUAGCCAAUCUGCACAUCGGCGAUCGCAUACUUGAGGUGAACGGCACGCCCGUUAACGACACAUCCAUCGAACACAUUGACAAAUUGAUACGCAGCACCGAGAAAAUACUACAGCUCACCGUCGAACACGACCCUGUGCAAGUGUGUCGCAGCUGCAGUCAAGCAGACAUACUGCAACGGCCCACAUCGUACAGUGACCUGCCGCCAUUGGCCACAUCGGCGUCAAGCAUCGAAGUGUACGGACGUCGCAGCGUCACCGAUUCGCUCACCUGCAGCACCAGCACCAGCACAAUCGCGCCGCACAGCAACAGCAGCGAUUGCGGUAGCGGUGGCAGCUCGCCCACACGUCUCACCAAGCUCGACAGGGAGCGCAUUUACAAGCGGAAGGAUGAGGGUUAUAUAAGCGGCACGAAGACACGACAACUGCGUAAAUGUAAGAAUCUGCAUAUGAUUGCGAGUGAACAGCCAACGCUGCCACACGCAGGCUCCACACAUUCCAUUGGGCCGACCAUGGGUGGCGCGGUUACAGCGAACGCCGCCAAAACUGACGGAACUGCAACGGACACGACACAAUUGGGUAUGCGUUUGCGUGAGAAGGAGCGCUGCUCCAGCAUGUCGAAGCUGCUGGAUGAACAACAUGCGCCGACGGAGCAAAUUUAUGAUUUGUCGCGCACGAAAUCGUUUCGUGUGGAGCCCAAACCGCAACGCAUCUUUCGCGCCUCCGAUCUGGUGCUGGGCGAACUGCUCGGCAAGGGUUUCUUCGGGCAGGUGUACAAGGUGACGCAUCGUCUGACGAAGGAGGUGAUGGUGCUCAAGGAGUUGUAUCGCGUGGAUGAGGAAGCGCAGCGUAAUUUUCUCAAAGAGGUAGCAGUGCUGCGUUCGCUGCAUCACAAGAAUGUGUUGCGCUUCAUUGGCGUGCUCUACAAGGACAAGAAACUGCAUUUGGUCACUGAGUAUAUAGCGGGCGGUUCGCUGAAGGAGCUCAUACACGAUUCGGGCUUGCCACUUACAUGGCCACAACGCGUCUCAUUCGCUAGGGAUAUCGCCUGCGGCAUGAGUUAUCUGCAUCGCAUGAACAUCAUACAUCGUGACCUGAAUUCGCUGAACUGUUUGGUGCGCGAGGACAAGUCGGUGAUUGUGGCGGACUUCGGUUUGGCGCGCAUUAUCACCGCGCCGUUCUUCAGCGCCGGCAGCAGCAGUGGACCGGCAGGUGGUACUGCGCUCGGUAGUAGCAGCAGCAAUGAGCGUUGGUCCGGCGGCGCGUGUCUGAGUCCGAAUGGCACUUUGGGACGCAGCAAGAGUCGACAGCGGCGCCAGCGUUACACGGUUGUGGGCAAUCCCUACUGGAUGGCGCCGGAAAUGAUGAAAGGACUGAAGUAUGAUGAGAAAGUGGAUGUAUUCUCGUUCGGCAUUAUGCUGUGUGAGAUUAUUGGACGCGUGCAAGCCGAUCCAGAUUUCCUGCCGCGCACCUCCGAUUUCGGCUUGAACCAGAAGGUAUUCCGCGAGAAGUUUUGCCAACAGUGCCCAGAGGCCUUUUUCAAAAUCGCCUUCCUUUGCUGUGAACUCAAUCCUGAUAAAAGACCGUCCUUUGAAAUACUCGAGAUUUGGUUGGAAAGUCUGCUGGCCUCCAGUGCCAUGAAUCAACCACUGCCCGCUGAUCUACUGUACGAUAUAGAAAACUAUCAGGGCACCAUAAGCAUCAGCAGCACGCCGGAUGGCAUGCUCACGCCGAAGUCGAAUCGCAGUCGCGAUGAUCUGGACGAUUUGGGCGCGCAGCGCAAGCAAACGCCACCGAAGCCCGCGCUUGCUGUGACACAGCCCAGUGUAUGCGCCGAAAGCUUUAAAGACGAAAGUGAAUUCCACGAUGUGACGAAAAUGGAAGGCAAAGAGAAUGCGGUUAUACUGCGCAGAGAUAUGCCGAAAUCUCCACACUUGGGUAAAGACUUCUCGCCCACUGGUGAGCGUAUACGCGAUAGCAUGCGCGCACGCCGCCGCCAACGGCUCAUGCAGGCCGCGCAACAACGUGGCGUGACGCCAGAGAAUAAGAGUACCGAGCGCGUCUUGGAAGCGGUGAAGCAGACGCUGCAGAAUGGUGCGCGCGGCGUUGCGCCACUGAGUAGCUGUAAUGGUAGCGGCGCGAAGAAGAGUCGUCCGUAUGGCGAGAAGGGUUUUCUAUUGGACAUCAAUCGUGAUGGCGAUUUGCGUUUGAAUAAUGUGAAGGAUUUGAAUUAUUGCUCAGAUUUCGACUCUAGCUGCGACACGAGUCUCAACUAUCACGAGGUGAACGCGCCGGAUGAGUUGAAAGCGGUGGAGUGUGAAAUGCCGGCGGCGCAUUUGAUAAAUCGACCGGCAGUUUUGCAAGAAGAAGAGCACGCUGAAGAUGAAGUACAAAGCGACGAGGCGAAAGAGUCAGCGCCUGUGCAGACGGCGGUAGAUGCUGAAAUGCAGUUGAGCGUCACAGCAAGCACCAGCGCGCAAACACCGACUGCCAGUGCGCCCACUGAAGUGGUGGAUGCAGCGACGCUGAGCACCAUGCAGCAAAUACAGAAGAAGAUCGCCGCGAAAUCGUACAAAAACGCGCUCGACGACAUACGCACGAAGCUGAAUUUGUGUCGCAACAAAUUCGAAACAAUCGACGCGGCGAAUCGGCGCAAUUUCAGCAAUUCACAAAACUCAAUGAAGACCUUCUUUCGCUCGCGCAACUCGCGCUCCAUUGUCACCAGUCCGACAGAGCCGGCGAACGCCAGUGAGAGUGUGUACAAAACGCCACCCGAGGCAUUAAAAAUGUUCCAGCGUCUGGAAGCAGCAAGCGCUGCCGCCUCACCCGCCGGCACGCCGACCAGUGAGCUUGCGCGCCUGCCUGGAUCUGGAAACGUCGCGUCAAGCAGCAGCAGCACCUAUCGCAUUAAUCAAACGCCGAUAUUUGGACGCAAGCAGCCACCAAAGCAAGUCGAAUUGUACACACCGCACUCUGAGUCACUGGAGAAUCUGCAUACUGGGCUGCCGCCGAUGACUGCGUUAACACCGGUAGCAACGCGUAAAGAUAAAAACAGUCCGGGUGGCGGUAGCGGCAAGCGCGCGAAAUCGCCCAAACGUCCAGUGAGCACAUUUCGUAGUUACCUCAAUGAGGCGGCAGCGGAGGAGGUUGUGGAGAGCGCGUCCGCGCGUUUGGCUGCAACAACGGUUACUACGACGCCUGCUGUAACGCCGGUGGAGACGACACCGAAAAAGAAUCGUCGCCUCAAUAGCGGCAAAGAGAGUACAAAUGAACAGCCUUGGCAGGCGGAAAAGCCAGAAAAGGUAGCGGUGACCAGUAAGAGCCGUAUCUUUGGCUUGCGUAGUUCAACGAAGCCGUCCGCGACGACAACGACGACGCGUGAACCGACACAGGCCUCGCAACGGCGUACACUUUCGCCCACGAAGGCCAGCGACGCGCGUCGACUGGCGAACAGACAUGAUGUGCAAAACACAGCACCCCCAACCCAACAGCAACGCCUGCGUCAAAGUCUUGCCAACAACAGUAGUCAGCAUAGUAAUUUUACAACAACAACAACACCUGCGAGCGUAAAAAGUACAAGCCGGCUUACAAUACUCAGUCCCGAAAAAGUGCAUCGCCUCAAUGCGAAACUAACCGAUCAGAAAGUGAAAGUCAAAAGUAGCGAUGUAAAAGCUACAGCCGUGAGCAACACAGUGGUAGCCACAGCCACGGCGAAUAGCAGCGCCGAACAAGCAUUACAAUUGGAACGACGUAAGCGUAAGCAACUCUCUACGCGAUAUUGAUCUGAUAUUUACGAAAGCAAUAGACUAAAACGAGCGCGUACCGAGCGUAUAAUAAUUGUAGAUUUAAAACGAAACAAAACGAUAAUAAGUACAGUAGGGUGUGUAAAAGUUGAAUUUUUUCGAUUCGAACUUGAACUGCAUAUUCGAAUAUAGCAUGGAAAGUUGUAAGCAGUUUAUAUGAAAAGUGUAUUAGUUUAAAAAAGACAAGCAUAAAAAGACAAAUUGUGUAUAAAUAACGGUAUGUAUGUAAAUUUGUAUGCUAUAUACAAUAUAGUUGAGGAAUGUAAGCGUUAGACGAGCGCCAUACGAAUAUAAUAUAGGUAAACAUUUGCAAUUUUAUUUAAAUAACAAUUAAUUGUAAGCGUUUAUUAAACUGUAAGUUGUAAAGAGAUGAAAAGUUGAAAAUAAUAUCUAGUUGUUAGUGGGAAAAAAGUGCCUAAACUAUGUAGGAAUCUAUAAUGCAAUAUGCUUUUUACACGAUUAAUGUACGAAAAAGUGCGAAAAAAAAAUUUUGGCCAGCAAGUACUAAAAAGGCGUAUAUUUGUAUACAAAAUAAUAAAUUACGAUGUGAAGAAACAGUUAGAAAACACUUAAUCACUACCUCACAGAUUACUAACAAACAACUUGACUCAAUACAAAAUGUACUAAAAUAUAACAAAAACAAAAAAAAAACAAAAACGCCACUAACUUUUCGCGCUUUUUAUUUGCUUCCAACUGUGCGUUAUUUGUUGCCAGCUUUUAACUAGUAAUUAAAAAAAUAAAGAAAUUAAAUAUAUAAAGUAAACAGCUGAAUUUCCUUAAUGUAUCGCUAACCACCUACACUAUAGUGCCAUUCGAAAUGAGAAAACUGAAAACGAAAAA
Zeugodacus cucurbitae (melon fly) is the source of this 5701-nucleotide messenger RNA. It is a transcript of the gene LIMK1, whose product is annotated as LIM domain kinase 1. Gene Ontology annotation, molecular function: protein serine/threonine kinase activity; ATP binding; protein binding. The coding region runs from base 137 to 4840 and encodes 1567 amino acids. Gene Ontology annotation, biological process: protein phosphorylation; actin cytoskeleton organization. The transcript has 7 exons. NCBI's taxonomy places the organism in Eukaryota, Metazoa, Arthropoda, Insecta, Diptera, Tephritidae. Gene Ontology annotation, cellular component: nucleus; cytoplasm. The record is from RefSeq and is a predicted model, not a curated record.